This is a messenger RNA of Oncorhynchus masou masou (cherry salmon), 1448 nucleotides long. RefSeq names its product rho guanine nucleotide exchange factor 39-like. The coding region runs from base 1 to 762 and encodes 253 amino acids. The transcript has 7 exons. Gene Ontology annotation, biological process: positive regulation of cell migration. Gene Ontology annotation, cellular component: plasma membrane. The record is from RefSeq and is a predicted model, not a curated record. Lineage: Eukaryota; Metazoa; Chordata; Actinopteri; Salmoniformes; Salmonidae.
AUGAACAGGGAAAAGGACCCAGACAGGUUUUGUGAGGGGUCGGUGAAGCUGAUCUCGGAGGUAUCCCAGCGUGUCCAGGACAACGCCCGCAGCCAUGACAACCACCUGCAGCUGCGGCGGGUGCAGAGACUGCUGAAGGGGAGAAAGACCAAAGUGGAAGCUCCAGGACGCUGGUACCUGCGUGAGGGCUGGCUGCGUAUCGUCCCCCCUAAAGGAGCAGAGGUCAAACCCAAGAUGUUCUUCCUGUUUAGUGAUGUCCUUCUCCAAGCCAAGCCCUGCCACCCUCUCCAUCCCACCAAUGGAGAUAAGUUUGCUGGCCAGAGAGUCUACCCACUGAAGGACUGUACUGUGGACAAGGUGUUUGGGCACACCCAGAGCCAGGGUGGCCUUCUCAGUUUGACCUUCCCUAAAGCCAAGCUGCUGCUGAUGUCCAGCGAUCAGGAUGAUAUCAACGACUGGUAUUACAGCCUGGGUUCUGCUGUAGGACAGUUGAAGUCCAGGAACACAGUGGUCCAUCACAGAGAUGAUCUGGUCAGGAGACCUCUACGCUGCUUUGUAGAGGACCAGAAGAACCAAACGACCCCCUCCACACCACCCACAGGUACCACCCCAGGGAGGAAGAGGAUGGCCCCCCCUCCACCCCAGACCCCCUCCAGACCGAAUUCUCCAGCAGAAGCAGAGGGCAGCGCAUCCAAGAGGAUGAAGCUGACUGGGGGGCCAGCUGAGAGUGAACCGGCCAGGUCAAGCUGUGUGAUCCUGUGAAGGACCAAGAACUUAAGAGAUCCUUGCUCUUUCUCACAAACCAAGCAAGUCAAACAGAUAAGCGUUAAUGGUGGGGAUAUGGGAGGUAGUUAGAUACUGGAGAAUUAGUUUAAUGGGGAGAGAUAAGAGGUAGCUAGAUACUGGAGAAUCAGGUUAAUGGGGAGAGAUGGGAGGUAGUUAGAUACUGGAGAAUUAGGUUAAUGGGGAGAGAUGGGAGGUAGUUAGAUGCUGGAUAAUUAGGUUAAUGGGGAGAGAUGGGAGGUAGUUAGAUACUGGAGAAUUAGGUUAAUGGGGAGAGAUGGGAGGUAGCUAGAUACUGGAGAAUCAGGUUAACGCUGGGAUAUGAGGAGAGAUGGGAGGUAGCUAGAUACUGGAGAAUCAGGUUAAUGGGGGUGUAGUUAGAUACUGGAGAAUCAGGUUAAUGGGGGUGUAGCUAGAUACUGGAGAAUCAGGUUAAUGGGGGUGUAGCUAGAUACUGGAGAAUCAGGUUAAUGGGGGUGUAGUUAGAUACUGGAGAAUCAGGUUAAUGGGGGUGUAGUUAGAUACUGGAGAAUCAGGUUAAUGGGGGUGUAGUUAGAUACUGGAGAAUCAGGUUAAUGGGGGUGUAGCUAGAUACUGGAGAAUCAGGUUAAUGGGGGUGUAGUUAGAUACUGGAGAAUCAGGUUAAUGGGGGUGUAGUUAGAUAC